AUGUCGUCCUCCACCGUCCUCACCGUGUUCGCUGCCCUCGUCGCCUCGGCCAACGGCCUUCUCUGGCUCCAGUGGGGAGGUGACGCCAACGCUCGUGCCUACGAAUGAGACCCACCUCCACUUCUGAAUAAAGCUUUUUAAUCCAAAAUAUGUUAUUCUUCUCAUCGAAAAGAAAAUAUAUAUCCAUGUUGGUAACAUUCCAACACUGUUUUUCUUCAUUUUAUAUUUCGUUUCUUUUUCAGUUUUACACCCUUUAGAAGAUAACUAUCCGAGAAAUAGUACGAAUGAAAGCCCUUUUUUAAAAUUUCGCAUAUAUUCUCAAUUCUUUCUUUUUUGCAACGUGUGUAACAUCUUUUUCGAUUUGAAACGAAUUAUGUUUCUACAGACGUAUUUUUUGUUUCUUUUUCAUAGUAUAGCGGAGAAAAUAAGCUUUCAAAUAAUUUUUUAUGUGAAAGAAAUGAGUUAUGGUUGCUACAUUAUCGGAAAGCGACAGCUAGAAAUUUGCGAUUUUUCUUUAUAAUUGUGUUCCUUAAGAAACAUUAUCUUGCUUCUUCUAAAGUUAUUAUCAAUUUUUGAAAGGAAUCGAUCAAAUAAACGUAAUUUUUUUCGAAAAUUUAGCUGUUGAAACUGUGUUUUUGAUAAUGAAAAAUUAUAAUCUUUCCCAGAGGAAAUUAUGUAUUUUCAUGGUUCAUCAUGUCAGAAAUAAUUGUGACAAUUACGCCGUUCAAAAUGAAUUUCAAAAGAUGAACCCCCGACAAAAAAUAUAUAAUCAAAAAUGCCGAGUCUGAUCUGGCCAAAUAUUUGAUCUAACGGCGGGGAAGUCAAAGCGGCCGAGGUUCGAGAAGGAUCUCUGGAGUGGCGCGAAAGGUUAGGCGUCCCAAAAACAAUCGUCAUUCUCUUUUUUUUCUCCGUUCUGGGCAGGGUGUUGCUGCCGCUCGUCUUAAUUUUUGAAUUUACUAUUGUAAUUGAUGUUUUUUUGUAAAGUUUGAUUGUAUAAUUUCAAUUUUCUCGAUGGUUUUGCAUAUUUCUAAAUUUUUUUGAAUUUUUUAGGCGUCAUAUUGUUGUUUUUCUAUCCAAAAGGUGUUUCCUAUUUCAAAUUUAAUGUGAUUAGUUUUUUAAUUAUCCUUUCAGGAAUUUUUCAAAGGCGCAGAGAAUUUGAACAGCAAUGGGAUCGAUUAUUCGCCACGUAACUUUCAAAGAUUUCACCUCUGCGCCUUUGAACUUUCCUUUAGCAAUAUUUUUUUGUUUGAUCUAACGGCGGGGGAGUCAAAGCGGCCGAGGUUGACCUUCUGAAAACUGACCUUCUAGAAAUUUUGCACUUUUAUUGCAAUUUAAGUAAUUAAGAAUAAUUUUAUAACUUUUUCAUUGAGUUUUCGCGUCGAAUCGUCGAAUUUAGGUUUUUCGGUAUGAAAAGAAAAAUUCAUUAUUUGAAUAUCAUGUAAUCAAAGCUCUUCUAACUAUCCUUGCAGGCUUUUCACGCGAGAUAAAUUGAAUCACUUGUUGAUUUUAAUUGAUUUUCUUCAGAAGGGCCGCCCCUGCUGCCAGAGGACCGAUGGAUGGCGACUCCGACGACGUUUUCAACGCCUCGACUGGAUGGUAUAAAAUUCAAAAGUUUUAAUGUUUUAUUUUGCGUUGAGGAACGUUUGAAGAUUCAAAUUUCCCAUUUUUUUAAAAUGUAUUUCUUGAUCGGCUUCCUAAAAACCGACGUUUCUCAACGUGGAAAGUUUUUGUGUCAAUUGAAAAAAAUUGUUUCUCUUCUCGAAAGUUCGACUCAAACUUUUUAAUCCUUAUUUACAGACUUUUCAAUUUAGACCUCUGGGUGAUAUCGCAUGAGGCCCGCAUAUAAUUUUCGAAAAAUUCCGUCCUGUUUCACUAGAAGCAACGCGGUCGCGCUGCGGUUUCACAUCCUUUCAAUUUUUCUUCAAAAUUGAUUUUUUUAAACUUUGUUCUUACAGUAAUUUUUGUUAUAUUUUUCCUACUUUUUUUCUUCUAUUAGGGGUAAACUUGUCAAGCCGUCAGCUGCAAACAAGUCUAGUUAACGAACUCAAAAGCCGUUCUCAAUUUUUUUAGUCAUUUUACAUUUUCAUACAAAAAGCAUUUAUUUUUUUCCAUUCCUUUGAGCCGUUUUUUAUUAUGAAAAAGGAGUUUUGCAAAAAAAAAAACCAGUUUUCGGCUCGAAAUGAUGACAUUAAGUUUAUUAAAGCCACAAAAGAGUUUCAACAAGCGUUUUGAACCGUUACGCGACCGCGUCGCACAACUUUCUGAUCAUCCUUUUUUCAAAUGUUUCUUUCGAAUUUUACUAGGUGAGGUUUUAAAAAUCGUUUAUCAAAAAGGUCGACUUGUCAAGCCGUCAGUUUGUUCUUAAAAUCUUAAAACAUUCAGUUUUUUUCCGUAUUAAAAAAACUUUAUUUUUGAGAAGCCUUUUUUUGAAAAAAAUACUAGCUCUCCACUUGACAUGUUGACCCAUAAGUUCAUACUUUUUAUAGUUUUUAUUAUUUUUUUAAUUUCGUCAUGAACUUCUUGAUUAAAAAAAUACCUACCCUCUUAAUUUUUUUUUUUGCGUUUUAUGCUUUUUAUAGUUUUUUUUCUUUGAGUGUUCAGGUUCAGUUUUAGUUUCAUGCGACAUCAUCUACCCUUCUAGAUUUAUUUUUUAUAGUACGAGUUGAAUGAACUUUCUAGAAGAAAAAAAGUUUUUUGUCCGUCUCUUGUCCGUGGGGUGAAUGUUGCCGGCGUCUUUGGUCGGUGGUGGCGCAGAAAAAAAGACGACUGUAUCCUUGGCUUUUGUCCGGUCAGAGAGAGCAUCACAAAAGAGGAAAGCUGUAGUCUGGCGUCUCCUAAAAUGCCGUGCUCUCUCGCCGGCUUCAGCCGAGCAUACAUGCGGCUUUUGCUCUGUGGAGUGGGGGUACUGUGGGGCGCGGCUUCUUUUCCCUUCCAAGCUCGUCGAUUCGAAGAUGGCGUUCAGUAUAUUGGGUUGUGUAAAAAAAUAAAUUUCACUUUUUCCAAGUUUUUAGUUUUUUUGUUUUUUUCAGAUCAGUGCUAUAUCCAAGCUUCUCAUGAUCCGGAUGAAAUCAAAAAUACUUCGCGCAGUAAUUCAGUUUUUUCCCUAAUUUUCUGUUGUAUUCAAUGCCGCAAAUUCUCAAGCUGAAUCGAAAUUGAAGAUGGAUCAGCACUGAUCUCAAAGUUAGGCCUUUAUGUAGUUCUGUCCAUUGUUUACUUUUAGCUUUAAGAAUUUAUUGUGAAGAUAGAAAUUUAGGGUGAGUGACAACAAUAUUUAGAAUGCGUUAGGUCGAGUUUACGGAGAUUUAAGUCCACAAUUAGGUUCAGGUUGCCGUAUUUUCAUACAACACUUUCGAUUGGAAAGAACGAGAACUUCAUCAAAGAAAAAAAUAAGAAAAUUUUUGUUCCUUUUUACACUUUUACUCUUGCCUGAAAUUUUUAGAAUUCCAAUUACAAUAAAAAAAGACCUGAGUUUAUUGAUAGACUAUAAAUCUUCAUACAUUCGACUUCAUAUAUAGAUGAUAAAUAAGGAAGCUGCAAAUUUCACAAAAAUGAUUCAACUCGUUUAUAGAUUACUUUUUCUUUUUUUGAUUCUCUUCGAUUUCGACCUAAAAUAUUUUUUUAGAUUAAAGUGGAACUUUAUCGAAGUGGAGGCAAAUAUAACUUUCAUGGUUCUCUUCCUCCACGCCACAGAUCUGUCUGUGAGCGAAAUAAACAUUCAUUCAUUCAUAAACCUUAGCUUUUAAAGUUUUAUUUCAGGUAUAUGCAACAAUCUUCGUUCAUGUUGAUGUGAAUUUAGCUAGCUUCUGGUUUUUUUAGGUAGAUAGGGAUACUCUGAUCAUUGAUUUUUUCUAGCUGGAUCUUAAAAUUUCAGGUAUUUUUUUGUUUCUCAGGUAGUUAGUCCAAGAUGUCAGUUUUUCGAGAUUCUUUGAGAUAUAUUUUUUUAAAGGUUCCUAAGUUGAUUAACAUAGGUUCUUUUUGUCAAUUGGUAUUGUUCAAUAAAAGGCGAGAUUUAUUUGUACACAACCUGAUAUGAUUCCCGAGCUCAUGGGAAUGUACUCAAUUUGCUGGUUGGUCUAGUGGUUCAGAAACUGAUUUUUUUUAAACUCACGACGAAGGUUCGGAUCUUGAUGAAGAUUCAGUUUUUAAUUUAACUUGAUAGUUCAAAGGGUAUUUUUUUGCGAGUUGUUUUUUUAGUCGAAACUGUUACAUUUUACCAAAAUUUAACGGAAUUUCAUUCAAUUUUUUUAGAGUUUACUUUCUUUUUUUCAAACUUUUUUACUGAGUACUUACUCUUUUUGCAACAAGGAAAUCCGCAAUGGGUUAUUUGGGCUUUCGAACUUGGCCGCUUCACGAAAUGUUUUUCUUUCUAUAAAUUCAUGUUUUUUUCGAUUUAAAAAAACUUUUUGAAACCUGAACCAUUUUUUUCAUUGAUAUUCUUGGUAUUAGCAAAAUUGAGCUUUAGAAAUCCAUGAAGCGGACAAAUUGAAAGUUCAUGAGCUUAUUGCGGUUUUUUUUUCAAACUUUUAAUGCUUUUUUUUUGAAUGUUAAAAUGGUCUUAUUCAAACAAUCAAUAAAUUGCGUACAUUUGCGUGGGUUCGGGCGCCACCUGACAGUGUCUUGUGAGGGCAUUCCUGCUCCUUUGCUCCAUCACAACUUCUAAGCUUCAUCCUGAGCCAACUUGAGCUCGAACUCUUUCUAUUUGAUCUUCAGAUCAUUUGAAUGGAACAUGCAAGACUUGUGCCUUGUUAAAAAAGUGCUCUCGAAUUUUGGACUCUUUAGAUGUUUCAUAGUUCACCUGCAAGACUUCUGUUUUGAAUUUAAAUUAGAGUUUUGCGUUUUAAAGUUUUCUCCAUUCCAAUACAGUCAUAAAUAACGGUCAAAAAAAAAAAACUUUGACUUUUGGCAAAACUGUUAUUUAAAAACUUAUUUAUUGUAUUUUCUACUUUUUUUGUAUUCACUUUCUACAUAUAUUUGAGAAAAAUUUUUUUUUGCAGUUUUUUAGAGCUCAAAAGGUAAUAUAUUGACUGUUUCAAAUUGGCGAAGAUUUCAAAACGCAAUUCUUCAUUCAAUUAGUCAAAAAAAACUUUGACGUUUUUUUGAGAGAUUUUUUUACUUCAUAGUAAUUUCAAGUCACCAAAACUUUGUUUUCAGUAGAAUUUUCUUUUCAAAGACAACUUCUUCAUCUCUUUUUAAGUGCUUUCAUCGAUACACAGAAGAAAUCAAGUCUUUGGUGUAGUUUAAAAAAAAACUAGAAGCUAUGCCUCAAAAAAAAAGCCUUGCAGAUGAACUUGCAAAUGUUCUAAAACUUGAAAUUUUCAAGCUUUUUUGAAACGCUUGUUGCAGUUCUUCUUAGGUUCAUUAGGGUCAAUCAGCACUAGAAAAAUACUUGAAAAAAAAAAUUUAUUUUUCUUGAAACGGACUUCAAAAAUGUGUUCCUUCUGUAAUUUUUGGAAGGUCGAACUGAAAACUUUCUUCUUUUUUUUCACAACCUUAGAAGCUUAGAUGUUUUAUGUGAUUGACUUGAGUGGACUAGAGAAGCGCAAGACGUGUUCAACAAAAGCUUCAAGUUUGGGAGACUUAUAUUUUCAUUCAACAACAAAAAAACUUUGAGAGCACCUUUUCAACAUAGCACAAGUACAUCAUGUCCUUUCGAAGGAUUUGGAGCGAGCUUGAGCUCUCAGGAUGAAGCUUGGAAGUCGUGGUGAAACAAGAUCAGCAUGAAUGACCUUGUAGGACAAUGGCAAUGGCAAAUGACGAGCGUGGAGGUAAAAGAAGCCUCGCUUGACAGGACCCUCACCAGGCCUCAAGCCACCUACCAAAGACUUGGCCUCGAGCUCCACCGUCCUCCAGAGGGCGGUGAAGCCCGAAGUCAGUCGUCCGGCUCGGACUCCGCAGCCAGCCUGUGGGGUCUGAGGCUGAGGUCUCUGGCCUAGGCCCUUAAGGCUCUGGCUGGAGACUCCGCCUCAGACUUCAACGGCGGGGUGUGGAGCUCGAGAUCGGAAUGUCUACCCGGCACCUGAAACCCCAGGUCCGGCAGCGGCUCUGACCCUGCCGGACAAAACCAAGAACAAAAGGGGGAGGAGAAUUCUUUAUUAAAAAUCAUGGUUCAGAGUGUCCGGUUCAAUGCCGCCCUCGGAGUACGACGUCGUCCGGCAUCCAUCCCGGCUCGCGUCUCGACCGGCAUCCAUCCCGUCACAUCACUCGACCUGAAACCCUCCCCAUUAGCCCCGCUGAUUUCCUUCCCUUGUGA
This is a messenger RNA of Caenorhabditis auriculariae, 6250 nucleotides long. The record is from the annotation of a GenBank genome assembly. Lineage: Eukaryota; Metazoa; Nematoda; Chromadorea; Rhabditida; Rhabditidae.